Ictalurus punctatus (channel catfish) is the source of this 908-nucleotide messenger RNA. RefSeq names its product claudin-15. Gene Ontology annotation, molecular function: structural molecule activity. The record is from RefSeq and is a predicted model, not a curated record. Gene Ontology annotation, biological process: bicellular tight junction assembly; cell adhesion. The transcript has 5 exons. Lineage: Eukaryota; Metazoa; Chordata; Actinopteri; Siluriformes; Ictaluridae. Gene Ontology annotation, cellular component: plasma membrane; bicellular tight junction. Bases 182 to 838 code for a protein of 218 amino acids.
GUGUGUGUGUGUGAGUGGGCAGUGAGCAAGUGCAACUCAUGGUUUAUGGAUUGUGGUGAUAACGCAACAUAGUUUGUCCAGAUCAGGACACACCUUCCCACACACACACACACACACACACACACACGUGUAAAUAUGUGGAGCAGGAGUUCCUCUUCCUCAGUGUGUGUAAGAAGACAGGAUGAAAGACACGGUGCAGGUGUGUGGGCUGUGUGUGGGGUUUUUGGGGUGUGUGAGCGCGGCCGUGUCACUGCAGGUCCGAUCCUGGAAAGAGUCGAGCGAUGAAGGCAGCGCCAUCACCACCUCUGAUUUAUUCGAGAACCUGUGGAUGUCCUGCGCUGGAGACUCAACUGGCACCUACAACUGCUGGUAUUUUCCAUCCUUAUUUGCCUUACCAGAUUUUGUCCAGGCGUGCCGUGCACUUAUGAUCUCCUCCAUCGUGUUGGGGACGUUCGGUCUCAUCUUCACGCUGGUCGGCAUGCAGUGUUCCAAAAUUGGAGGAGAGAACUACAUAGUGAAGGGACGAAUCGCUGUCCUCGGGGGCGUGUUCUUCAUCCUGCAGGGUGUGUGUACGCUGAUCGCCGUGUCCUGGUACGCUUCCAACAUCAUACAGCAGUUCUACAACCCAAUUUACCCAGGAAUCAAGUAUGAACUAGGAGAGGGUUUGUAUAUCGGCUGGUGCUCAGCGACACUCGCUCUGAUUGGUGGCUGCUGCUUACUGUGUGUGUGUGGAAACAACAAAGAUAAAAAAAUCAGAGUGGCAUCACACACUACCUCGGCUGUGUCCCGAAUCUCUCACACACCUUCCACACAGCACAGACUCAGCUCAUACGUGUGAGUCAGAGAACCAUCAUCAUCACCUUCUUCAUCACCCCCACCACCACCACCACCUCCAUCAUCAUCACCUU